This is a messenger RNA of Phytomonas sp. Hart1, 564 nucleotides long. Lineage: Eukaryota; Euglenozoa; Kinetoplastea; Trypanosomatida; Trypanosomatidae. The record is from the annotation of a GenBank genome assembly.
AUGCGGGAGCGAGAGCUCGGGGAGGUGCUUUUGCGACCCUCUGCCGCCCACCGCGGGCGAGCCGUUUGUGUGGUGAAAAUGGGAGCCGGAUGUGUGGGGAAUUGGGUCCUCCGCGAGGACCGCCGGCCGGACGGGGCGUUUUAUUUCCUCCUCCGCGAUAACGUCGUCGACCAGCGCCUUGAAUUCGCCGAGAUCGACGAGUUUAUUAAUAAUUAUGUGGGCCCGAUGGUUGGGAUCGUGCAGGGCAUUCGAACGCACCGCCGCUUCGUCGAGAACGUCCGGGAGGUCCCUGGGGCGUUGGAGGAUCAGCACCGUAUGGGCCGGGGCUUCGCCUACGCCUUUGCUGAGAUGGGAACGGUUUCGAAGCCGCCGCUCUAUUGCAUUUUUACCAGCGGGGCCGGCAAGCGCUACCGCUUUAAUUUGCAUUUCACAAAUUCCGCUGUUUAUAUGCGUUUACCGGUUUACCGACCCUCCUCACCGACGCGAACGCAGUACGUGUGGGUGGAAUGCCGCAAUGCGGAGCAGUUAAGCCAGGCCGUGAAAAAGCACGCUUCACAAAAUUAA